Messenger RNA from Scatophagus argus, 5307 nucleotides. It is a transcript of the gene kcnj3a, whose product is annotated as potassium inwardly rectifying channel subfamily J member 3a. Gene Ontology annotation, cellular component: plasma membrane. The record is from RefSeq and is a predicted model, not a curated record. Lineage: Eukaryota; Metazoa; Chordata; Actinopteri; Scatophagidae. The transcript is spliced from 3 exons. Gene Ontology annotation, molecular function: G-protein activated inward rectifier potassium channel activity. Bases 1066 to 2556 code for a protein of 496 amino acids. Gene Ontology annotation, biological process: regulation of monoatomic ion transmembrane transport; potassium ion import across plasma membrane.
UUAACAAAGAGCCAGAGGCCUGUUCGCUCUCUUGUUGGAGGCUAAAAUGUGGCGUACAGUGUGAUCAGCUGAAAGUCAUCGUGACAUCUUGGCGGCAGCUUUACAUAUUUGAUCACUUGGAAGGGAAAAAAAAAACUGUCAAAUCAGGCAAACCCUCUUCCCUCCUCCUCCUCCAAAUUGUCUGUCUUUGUAGUACCACUAGGCAACAGUGAGUGCAUCACUGGAAACGUGGAAGUGCGCAGGAGCCGCGCAGGGAAAUCGAAGGGAAAGAAGGAUCUAAGCAGCCAAAAGAGCAUCUGGUGGAUCUCUACCGCUGAACCGCGAGAAUCCUGUCGACAUUUGUCUAAGAGAGGGAAAUAGGUGCCCGAAAAGAGCCUGGCAAUCAGCGUCGAUGCGCGCAGCCAAAAAUGACGACAGUGGGACAGUGAUUUUCUUCCUCCAGCUCGUCAUUUUUUACAGUCAUAUGCUUGGGCGCAAUUCAUCUCCUAUGUAUACAGAUCGCAAAAGACGGACUGGAAACCGAAUAACCUCCAACACAGCAGCAAGUGCGCACAGAGGCGUUUCAUCCUGGAAACCGCUUCCAGCGACUAAUUACGCAGAGAUAUUGGUGUUUUAUGGGCCGUUAAAGGAUUUUGAACUUUCGCAUGAAAACUUACUUUGUGAGUACAUUUUUGAACAGGUCGAUAUAGCCCCAGCCUUCACUGGCGAUGAGUAAUCCACGACGCAGCAACUGAUAAACCUGUAAAACCUGGACUGCGACUGGCGCGUUUGGAUACCUUAUCCUGUGCGUCUCUUAUUAUUUUUUUCAUGGCUUCUAUCUGCGGGCUUUGUAAACUACUCGUCCAUUGUUGAUAUUUCAUGGCUGUAGAGUGUAGCAACAGUGGUGUGUGGCGAAAAAGGACGGUGCAAGACUAACUGGGGCGAAGACAGCGCACUUUUAUCGCCUAAUUUCUGAACAGGAGACAUUGCGCCCGGGCAUUGACGACUGCAGCAACUACAACCCAGACUUUUUUUUUUUUUAAUCAUUAAAUCCUUUGUUACUUCUUUGGCUGCUGUCAUCGUAGUAUGUCUGCACUUCGAAAGAAAUUUGGGGACGAUUAUCAGGUAGUGACCACCUCAUCUAGCGGGUCUGGAUUCAAUCAGCCUCCCCUAGAGAAAAAGAAGAAGAGGCAGCGGUUCGUGGACAAGAACGGGCGAUGUAACGUCCAGCAUGGGAACCUGGGUGGUGAAACCAGCAGAUACCUCUCAGACUUAUUCACAACACUAGUAGAUUUGAAAUGGCGCUGGAAUCUAUUUAUUUUCAUCCUCACCUACACAGUCGCUUGGCUCUUCAUGGCCUCUAUGUGGUGGUUCAUCGCGUACAUCAGAGGAGACCUCAACAAAGCCCACAAUGACAAGUACACUCCAUGUGUGGCCAAUGUCUAUAACUUUCCCUCAGCCUUUCUGUUCUUCAUAGAGACCGAGGCCACUAUAGGAUAUGGUUACAGAUACAUCACAGACAAAUGCCCCGAGGGGAUCAUUCUCUUUCUUUUCCAGUCGAUCCUCGGAUCGAUCGUCGAUGCCUUUUUGAUCGGCUGCAUGUUUAUCAAGAUGUCUCAGCCCAAGAAAAGGGCCGAGACUUUGAUGUUCAGUGAACAUGCGGCGAUUUCUAUGCGAGAUGGCAAACUAACUCUCAUGUUCAGGGUCGGCAACCUGCGUAACAGCCAUAUGGUCUCUGCACAGAUCCGCUGCAAAUUGCUCAAAUCUCGCCAGACGCCCGAAGGCGAGUUCCUUCCGCUGGAUCAGUUGGAGUUGGACGUGGGUUUCAGCACCGGGGCAGACCAGCUCUUUCUCGUCUCACCGCUCACGAUCUGCCAUGUGAUUGACACCAAAAGCCCCUUCUAUGACCUCUCCCAGAGGUCCAUGCAAACAGAGCAGUUUGAAAUUGUGGUGAUACUAGAAGGAAUAGUAGAGACUACAGGGAUGACCUGCCAAGCGAGGACGUCAUACACCGAGGACGAAGUUCUGUGGGGACACCGCUUCUUCCCGGUUAUCUCCUUGGAGGAAGGCUUUUUUAAGGUGGACUACUCUCAGUUCCAUGCCACGUUCGAGGUGCCCACCCCUCCAUACAGCGUGAAGGAGCAGGAGGAGGCGCUGCUCCUCUCCUCACCACUCAUGGCUCCGUCUCUGUGCAACAGCGGGGAGAAGAACAGCUCUUUGGACUGCCUGGAGACCCUGGAGGACAAUGACAGCACCACCAAGCUGCCCACCAAGCUCCAGAAGAUCACAGGGCGGGACGGCCUGCCCAAGAAGUUACUAAGGAUGAGCUCCACCACUUCAGAGAUGACUUACAGCUUUGGAGACCUGCCCAUGAAGCUGCAGCGAAUCAGCUCUGUCCCCGGUGUCUCUGAUGAUAAGCAGGCUGGUAAGGCCUCAAAGAUCAACACAGAGCCCAUGAGUAAGUCAGUAGCAGACUUACCUCCCAAGCUGCAGCGACUGGCUGGUGGAGGAGGGGGCAGGAUGGACGGACACCUGCCACCCAAACUCAGAAAGAUGAAUUCAGAUCGUUUUACAUAAAGCAGGCAACAUAUUUUAACUUAUGCCAUCCACCUUUAUUCCCCUACCUGAAGUCCUUGUACUAUUCCUAAUUUAUUAAUGGACAAUAUUCUUAUAUUAAAAGAAAUGUAGAAUAUGUGCACAAAUACCUUAUAUAAAGUAGGGUGAUGGAAUUGAGCACAUUUGUCCCUGGAUGUAGAUGUACAUGCUAUGACGAAAGACCUCUGAUAUUUUUUUCCUUUCUUUCUUCCUUUCUUUUCUUUUCUUUUUUUUUUUUUUUUAGGACAAUGUACAAUUAGCACAAUCUGGCAUGUAACAAACAGCGCAUGUAGAACAGAAUCUCAAUAAUUUCUGGCAUGAUGUUUAUUGAUAUAUUAUUUUACAAAAACAAUUUCAUUAGUGAAUUUACUGACAGUGAAAAAUUGCAGAAAGCCAUAUGAUUUACCACGUGGAAAGCCUACAUUACAUGGUUCUAAUUUGUGGUGACAAAAGGCACAUACAUUUGUUUUGAGUUUAUUGCUUUCGUUGUUUAAUGUAAAAUUGUGGCAAUGUUAUGUUGAUUGCAUGCUCCUCUUAUUGACUUAGCUAUACAAAGGUAAUAGACAAAGAUGUUUAGCCUUAACUAUAUUACCUUGUUUCCAUUUUCAUGUUUGUUCACAGCUGGCUUUUUGGUAUUUCAUAUAUAGACUAUUUUACCAUGUGCAAUUUUAUGAAUUUAUUAGUUGAUCAAUUACCGAAUAUGUUGCUAGAUGAUGCAUUUCACCUUUGAAAAUGCGUUACUGACAUCACAUGACCCGUCUGAACUGGGCACAAUGCUACGCAAUUUUCACUUGCUUAUUAACGUAACACUUAAGUUGAAAGAGUCAGUACCUGUACUUGAUAAGCACAAAACAAUCAUUAUAUUAUACCCAGUGAUAUUAGAAAGCAUUCAUGGGCAUUUUGUCAUUAACUGCUUAGAGCAGUAGUUCAGUACUGUGCAAUCAUUUUCUUUCAUUAUAUAACAAAAUCAACUUAAUCUACAGUAGGCCUAUGUGGCCAUGCAAAACACUCCAUUAUAGAAUUUCAACUUAGGUGUUACUGGUUAGAUUUAGAGGUGAGCCUGUAAGAAAAUCAUAACCUUUGUCUUAAGGGCCCGUAAUCUCCCUCCUCUGUGAUGAAAGCAAUAAUCUUACAAUGACUAUAAUCUUUAUAUAGCCACAGGGUCUAUCACAGCCCCAUGUUCAUUCUGUUUACCGAAUUCACGCCAUGAAAUCUGGUUUUCUCUAAAUGCAUCAAAGACAUUGUAUGAUACCCAAUCUCUUCAGGAAUAAAGAUUUAACAUAACUGUUUAACAUCUUACUACUCUGACUAGAUGUAAUGCAUGCUUUACCCGUACAAGUCAAAAAAUGUUAUGAAUAUUCUUCCUACAGGGGGUGGUCAAAAUGAUGGAAAGCUAACAAUACUCAGUGUAAAGAGCUGGCAUGGGCAUGUGCAGACGCAUCUACCACCAGGUCAAGCCUGAUCAUUGCCAAAAACAAAGCACGUACACAUGUGCACAUAACAAUUUUGACUGUUCAGCUUAAAGGACUAGUUUGACAUGUGGGAAACACAUUUAUUUGCUUUCUUGCCAAGAAUUACAUGAGAAAUUUCUAUCCGUCUACCUGUCUGUAAGGUAAACAUAUGUAGCGACAGCCAGCAGCUAGUUAGCUUUGCCUUGCAUGAAGACUGGAUAAACACUAUCCUGGGUCUGUCCAAAUGUGAAAGAGACUUGCCAGCUCACUAAUUAACACAUCAUAUUGAUCGAUUAGCCUGUCUGUUGAAUCAGCUAAUUUUCUAAUCAGUUUAUUUUUCUCACACAAAUACCAAAGUACAUUGUAAAAGUAAGACAUACCACUCUGUAAAAACAUAAAUUUUUUUCUUUCAAUUUUUUUUUUUUGACAUAAUGUGUGAAUUAGUGAGCUUUAGAGAUAAUGAUAGGCAGAUUUUGUUAUUUUAGAAAGAUCUGAGUUAGCUGUAGUUUGAGAGUUGUAUCAAUCUCCUCCUAAUGUCAUAAUGUUUACAAACCUAUGGAAAGCAACAAUGACACUACGUACCGGAAACUUCAUUCUUCAAUUACUUCACAAUAAGUUCUGAAAGGUUAUUUUCAAGAAAAUUAUCUUGAUGUGAAUGUCUCAGAGAACAUGUUCAUCAACAUGCCCCAGCAAAACUGAUCACUCCAAAUUUAUAUUACUGAUACCAAACCUGUGCUUUCGUAGAUAAAUGUACCAAAACCCUGUCGAAAACCUCAAGGGCAGAGCUGCAGAUGAUUGUAUCUUUUUAGAGUGAGUGGUACAGUCUGCAGACCUUUUCAAAACCACAAAAGAUACAACAUUCACAAUGGAUUGCUUGUACUAUUUUUGUACUUUUAUCUUGCCUUACUGACAACACAUGCAGGGCUGCAAAUUGAUGUGAUCUGUUUCUAAAUCUGGACCAGAACUGUACCAGAUAAAGGAUCCCACAUCGACACAGAGCCAGUGUCACUGCCAGAAGUCUUUUAUCCUGGCGCUUUCAUUGUUUUGAUCAUACCCUGUGUAAUCACUGCUGCUGUUCAUACUUCAUGGUACACUUUUUGUUGCUGUCAAAUAUGCUGUGUAAAUAAUAACUGUGUUUCAAGAGAUACCUUAAAGGACUUGUGGAGAUAAAGUCAGUGCCAUGACUGUAGGGAUCACAGACAGUUGGGUUAAUUCUGUCUUUAUCCUGAGAUAGACCUUUCUUCUGAAUCUUUUAAAUAAACCCAUGGGAUGGAUCAGAAUA